AUGGUCGAUCGUCUACGAGCCACAGCAGCAGCUUUUACGCCGCUAAGUACCCGUAGCGACAUAAUUCGCCCUCUGAAUGGUCAGGAGCACAAUGGGAUUACUCAUUACAAUUCCAUUCCUGCGUCCGCCGUCUUUCCAGUCAGCGACACACGGAGCAGCCCCAGCAUCAAGACCAAAAUCGACUGCCAGUUCUGCAAAUCCGUAGGUCGCGCUCUCAAUUGCUGUCGAGCUCGAACAGAUUUACAGGCAUGCCUAGACUGCGCGGAACUCAGCCAGCUCCUCAUCCUUGAAAACAAGAAACACCAAGAUGAAAUAGCCGCUUUACGUGAGCAGCUGAGGCAGCUGGAAGAAGAAACAGCAGAAGAGAAGUUGACCAGGCUAUGCGUCAAGAGCGAGACGAAGAUUGUUAAACUGAAAAGCGAGGUAGAGAAUAUGAACGCAGAGGACGAGUUACUGAAGGCCGAAAAUGAGGAAUUAACGAAGACGUUGAAGAGACUCGAGGUUGAAAUAAAAAAGGCACAGCCUGCUACAGAGUUCACAGUCCGGGAGGCGAAGAGGGGGAAGAGGAUGUAG
Alternaria postmessia is the source of this 573-nucleotide messenger RNA. RefSeq lists its product as uncharacterized. The transcript is spliced from 2 exons. The record is from RefSeq and is a predicted model, not a curated record. The coding region runs from base 1 to 573 and encodes 190 amino acids. Lineage: Eukaryota; Fungi; Ascomycota; Dothideomycetes; Pleosporales; Pleosporaceae.